Phragmites australis (common reed) is the source of this 1986-nucleotide messenger RNA. RefSeq lists its product as uncharacterized. The record is from RefSeq and is a predicted model, not a curated record. The transcript is spliced from 8 exons. NCBI's taxonomy places the organism in Eukaryota, Viridiplantae, Streptophyta, Magnoliopsida, Poales, Poaceae. Gene Ontology annotation, cellular component: Las1 complex; preribosome, large subunit precursor. Bases 59 to 1891 code for a protein of 610 amino acids. Gene Ontology annotation, biological process: maturation of 5.8S rRNA; maturation of LSU-rRNA. Gene Ontology annotation, molecular function: endonuclease activity.
ACGGGAACAUACCUGCUGGGUUUGGUAGGGUUUUUGACUCCCGCUUGGCUGGGCUCCCAUGGCGGCGGCGGAGGCGGACGCGCAGCCGGCGCCGGUAGCGACGGGAUCCUAUGCCGGCGCCGGCGGCCUCUCCACUGGCCGGAAGCUGGUGCCGUGGUCGAGCUGGGCGGAGUGGCAGUUCGUGCGCGACGGCCUCUUCUCCCCCUACCCCGCCGCCGCGCUUCGCAGGAUCGCGGCGUGGCGGAGCAGGGGCUCCCUCCCGAUCCCCGUGGACGUCACCGCCGCCUUCGUCGAGAUACGGCUGCGGGAUCCCUUCUUCAGGAGUGGGAUGGCUGGGGAUCAUGCGCCGGAGUCCGAGGAGAUGCUCGCAAUGCUGUACAGUAUGGCAAUCAUGAGGCUCGUAAAUGGUUUUGUGGAGAAUCCACAUAAGAGAACUGGACGUUCAAUAUCUGAACUAGCUGAGGCUGUUGGAAUACCACGAGUUCUGGUCGACAUUCGUCAUGAGAGUUCCCAUCGCAAUCUUCCCUCUCUGCGACUGUUACGCUUGGCAAGCAUUAAGGCAUUUGAUUGGUUGAAGUGUGUUUACUGGGAUCGCCAGACUAAUGCAAUUCCUGAUGCUCAAGUGGAACUGAGAUUCAGACUGCAUGAGAUCGCGCACUUUCUGAAGGGGAAUGAUGUAAAAGAAUCAAAAUCAGGUUCCAAAAGGAAACGUUCUGAGAAACUGAUUUCCAAAACCAUAAAGUACUCUCAGCGACUAUACUAUGCCUGUCCCUAUGAGGUUGUCUCUGUUCUAAUGGAUCUUUUGCAACUGGAUGCUCCGGAGUCCUCUGAAAGCAGUGACAUGCAACAAACUGAUAGUUUGGCUGUUAAUCACUCAUCCAAUGUUCAAAUAUCGAAUAGCGCAAUAAAAACUAUCAUAAUGAAACUGUCAGAGAAAGAACCAAGAUUGUUGCUUAGUUUACUAAAGUCAGUAAUUGAAAUGAUCGAGGCAAAGGAAGAACUCACAAGCAAAGGUGAAUCAUAUGUGUGUCUACCAGCUGAGCCAUCUGAAGUGAAAAGUUUAUGUUCCUUGGUUCUAUGGCUUGUCAGAAAUAUAAAAGAACUGAAGAGUUUAGGCUACAUUGGACUUGUGCACGAGAUAGGAGUACUUUCUUCAGAAAAGAAUGCAGUCCCUUGUUUUUGCCUUGCAAAACUUCUACCGAAGUUAUUGAAUCUGUCCACUAUAGGUGAAAGAUGUAUCAUAGAUGCAGCACUGCUGUUGAUUGAGAUGGUCGACAAUAAUAAUGUGAAGGAGAAAUUGAGGAAGCUUCCUAUGUUAUCUCUGGAAAGGUUGGCUAAAGUUUCUUCCCUCUCUGAAUCAAGAACCCUAUGCAACGAACAAGAAUCAGUUGAAAAGGCAACAAAGACACUGGAAAUGUUCAAGUUGCAGUUGAAGAGGCAGAAGAAUGCAUGUUCAGCAGAAAAUGGCACUGAAGGAUCGUUCAACACAAGCACGCCAGAGAAAUAUAACAGAUGGUCUGUAGCAAAGUCAUGGACUCCCUGUCCAAUAGGAACAAUACCCUGUUCAUUUAGUUCAACUGCUGUUCUUCCUGCUUUUGAUGCCAUCAAUCAUGGACUGGAGGAUGCCACAUUACAACAGCAUAGAAAUUUUGAGGACGACGAUCAUUCUGAUAUCAAUCAUGGACUGGAGGAUGCCACAUUACAACCGCCUGAGCAGUUGGAGGAUGGAAGCAUUAUGGAAAUACCAAGGUCAUCACCAGAAUAUGAUAUCUCAGAUAUGCCAGAACUGACAUUUCCUUUGAAGGGUAGAUUACUGGUUGGUGGUGUGUGGGAAAAGGUGACCGAUAAGGAGUUACUCUUUAUAAAAUCGAAGAUGAAAAUUUUGUUGUAGUAUCUAGUUUGAUUCUCCCCUCAAUAGUCAACGGUUUUGAGGCAAAUGGUAAUAGCACUCGAAUUGAGAAAACAGUGCCAUUUUUGUUCAGUUUU